AUGAAGGGAUUUGGAAACGCCGUGCGGGCUGCGCCCCGGGUUCAAGCCUCUCUCACCAAGAGCCGGCUCAGCAACUCAUUCGCGGCGAUGCCCGCACUCAACAUGAAGCAGCAGCGCGGCGACGUCCGAUAUGCCUCCGACGCUGCCAACGCGGAUCUCAAGAAGACGCCUCUAUACGACUUGCACAUUGCCAAGGGAGGCAAGAUGGUGCCCUUUGCCGGCCACAGCAUGCCCGUCCAGUACUCCAAUGCCUCGCUCGCCGACUCCCACCACUUUACGCGCAACCAUGCGUCGCUCUUUGACGUCAGCCACAUGGUCCAGCACAUCUUCAAGGGCCCCAAUGCUGCUGCUUUCCUCGAGAAGCUUACCCCCUCUGGAUGGAGCAACCAGGGUGUGAUGCAGAGCAAGUUGACUACCUUCCUGUGGCCCGGGACCGGUGGCAUCGUCGACGACUCUGUCAUUACCCGUAUUGGCGAGGACGAGUUCUACGUCGUCACUAAUGGUGCCUGCUUCGAAAAGGACUGCAAGUAUCUCGACGAGGAGCUGGGCAAGUUUGGCGCCGGUGUAGAGUGGACGAGACUGGACGGUUCCGGCCUCGUUGCGCUGCAGGGCCCGCAGGCCGCCGAGAUUCUCAAGGAGGCUCUGGCCAGCCAGGUCAACUUGGACAAGCUGUACUUUGGCAAUGCUGUCUAUGCGGACCUCAAGCUCGCGGAUGGCAACAAGACGCACCCCGUCUUGAUUAGCCGCGGCGGCUACACCGGCGAGGACGGAUUCGAAAUCUCCUUCAACGGCAAGCUGUAUCCUGCGCUGGAGACGACGACCCCCGCAGUCGAGUCGCUGCUGCAGAUUGCUGGGCCCGGGCGUCUGCAGCUCGCCGGUCUUGGUGCCCGUGACUCUCUUCGUCUCGAGGCCGGCAUGUGCCUGUACGGCAACGACCUCGACGACACAACCACGCCCGUCGAGGCUGGUCUCGCUUGGGUCAUUCCCAAGGACCGUCGUGCCACGGGCGGUUUCCACGGUGCCGAAGUCAUCAUCCCCCAGCUGACUCCCAAGAGCAAGGGCGGUGCUGGUGUUGACCGUCGCCGCGUCGGCUUCGUUGUCGAAGGAGCUCCUGCUCGUGACGGCGCAGAGGUCCAAAAGGACGGCGAGUCGGUGGGCAAGAUUACCAGUGGUGUCCCCAGCCCUACUCUGGGCAAGAACAUUGCCAUGGGCUAUGUCAAGGAUGGGUUGCAAAAGGCUGGUACUGAGCUGGAUGUCGUGGUUCGCGGACGCAAGAGAAAGGGUAUCGUCACUAAGAUGCCAUUUGUGCCUUCGCGCUACCACAAGGCCGAGUAG
Messenger RNA from Pochonia chlamydosporia 170, 1335 nucleotides. Its product is annotated as aminomethyltransferase. Gene Ontology annotation, molecular function: aminomethyltransferase activity; protein binding. Gene Ontology annotation, cellular component: mitochondrion. Gene Ontology annotation, biological process: glycine catabolic process. Bases 1 to 1335 code for a protein of 444 amino acids. The record is from RefSeq and is a predicted model, not a curated record. NCBI's taxonomy places the organism in Eukaryota, Fungi, Ascomycota, Sordariomycetes, Hypocreales, Clavicipitaceae. The transcript has a single exon.